AUAAAUUCAAAGAAAUCUUAAGAAUAAGCAAAUAUUUAUACAGUUGAGUGCAUCGCAUACCUUGGACAUACUUUGCACCAACAACUUAAAACUAUAUUUCAAAAGGGUCGUUGCGAGAAAAUGACCACUUCAAUUCUUCCUUUGCAACAAAUAUUCGACCGCAAAACAUCACUCUAGUAGUUUUGUUUGUGAAAAAUUCUCAAAUUAUAAGAGAAGUUAAUGUUCCUUGAAAUCUCAGAACCAUAGUUUACAACCUGACUUUAAUAUAUCAACUGAAGAUUUUUUUAUGAAACAAUGAGGAAAAUAGUAGGAGGUAGAAGAUAGGAAGAUGUAACACAACCGCAUAUUUCUCAAUUAUUUAUUGUACUCGACUUUCAAUGAAUCAUAUUAAUAUGAGUCAAUUUUACUUAUAAGUAAAAGCUUACCACAUCUUUGUAAACUUCAAUAAAAAAAAUGACCCGCAAUUAUUACAAUCUUACUUACAUCAUUGAUUGUCCAUUGAGUUAUGAGCUUGUCCGAAAUGAAUUUGUUGAAUAUGUAUUAAAAGUUUCAUAUGUAUAUGAGUGAUAGCUUGCUCAAGCAACAUACCAAUAAAAGAAAAGUCGAAGUUCGACUUUGAUAUAAGCGCGUACAUCCUCUUAUCGGAAAGUUAGUCGAUCGCAUUGACAAAUAUGUCGAAGAGAGUAGCAAAUUAUAAGAGUUUAUUGUGUGAAUUUACGUUUGAAGAAUAUGUUAAAUUGAAAAAUAUUUAUAAAAUGAUGAUUUUCUUAUUGUAUAUUACAUUAUUGUGUAUUAUAGUAUUUUAAAAAUUUAACAUCACUGUAUUAAGCUUUAAAGUAUAUUCCAGGAUGGAAUCCAUGACGCAUACGAUAGAAAGUGUGACAAUUCCCAUGCAUCGGGAUAUUUUGAGUGGUUUAAGGAAUGCAUGAGUAAAUGUUACCGCAGAAUUAUAGGAUAUCAGAUUUUACGUGUGUAUGAAUGUAACGAUGCGUGUAUACCUUGCGUGAAGUGUGUGCAAGCUCUUCCAUGUAUAAAUACACUUCUGGCAGCAGGAAAGUCUCAGUUGGAUGCUUCUUGAUACGACUACAUAUCAGUGGUUCGUGUAAUUUGGCUAGAGAAGACACAUCUCAAACGUGUUCACCAAGUAUCGCGCCGUAAAAUUUGAAUUUAUGAACGUGAUCUUCAGUGAGAUUCAAAUUGAAUCUUUCAAUUUGCCCAAACUGUGUGUGUAAAGAUAAUCAUAGUGAUACAACAUACAUUCUUCAAUAAGAAUUAUAGUAUAAAUUAACAGAUACGAGGCAUGAGAAAUAGAUCAUUGAGGACUUUCCUAUUGGAGUUAAUGAUACUCAUCAUCCUAUUGGCUUUGGACAACAUGGUGCGAUCAACGGCGGUAAAUAGCAAUAGGAUUACUUUAUCUGAAGCAGUGAAAACGUCCAGCACGUUUGUUUGUAAAAAACCACAAUUUCGAGCAUACCAUCUGAGAGACUUGAUGCAAAACGUGCAUCAGAAUCCUGGGGAGAGUACCAUUCAGCCUGUUUAUAUUGUCGUAAAGCGAUGUGACGGACACUCCGGAUGCUGCAUGAAUUCAGAUAUGAGUUGUCUACCUGUACAAUCAGCGAUCUAUUAUGAAGAGAUUGAAAUUGAGGUAAUGAGUUACGAAACUAAUAACAGGACUAAUAACAGACGACAAUGGAUCAGCGUGGAACAGCAUGGUCAAUGUUCCUGUGAAAUGACCAGAAUCAGUGAUCGGUAUCGACUAGAGCAUCAGCAGCCUAACGUAACUUUAAUUUCAAAUUAGUUGAUCAGAAAGAUUAAAGGGAGACAUUUCAAAAUAAGUGACUUUUGCAUAACAAAUUGUAAAUAUAACACACAGUAUUGAUUUAUAGGAAAGAUUGUUAAUGAAUCAAAAUAUGUAAUUAAGAAUGUUAAAGUUUUUAUUUUGCUUCAGUUAGUUUACUUUAAUUUACCGGUUUAGUUCGGAAACGUUUAGUGUAAGCGUGUCUGAUGCUAUGUGCACAGAAACUUGGCAUAAAGCCCAACAACGUGAUGAUUGUCUCUCCAACAUCAAAUUAUCAUAGAAUAGUUGAUGGACACCUGUUUUACAAGAAAUAUAUAUAUGUAUGUAUAUUAUUAGUUCUGCUACGCAACGAAUUUAUACAACUUCUCAGGAAGUGAAAAAAUUCGACAAUCUAUUUAUACUUACAGCAAACUUCUACUUUCCUAUUAUCAGAAAUAUUAUGGAUUUAAUUAAGAAAAGUAGGCGUUCUAUAACAAUUAAAAAGUAAAUGAUGAAGUUAAUUUUCACAAUCUAGAUUCUUAUAUUGACAUUAAAGUUUUUCGUUGUUUUUUUCAAAUCAC
Messenger RNA from Bombus pyrosoma, 2358 nucleotides. RefSeq lists its product as uncharacterized. The record is from RefSeq and is a predicted model, not a curated record. Gene Ontology annotation, molecular function: growth factor activity. Lineage: Eukaryota; Metazoa; Arthropoda; Insecta; Hymenoptera; Apidae. The coding region runs from base 1301 to 1798 and encodes 165 amino acids. Gene Ontology annotation, cellular component: membrane. The transcript has a single exon.